Molecule: messenger RNA, 1134 nt
Organism: Cyphellophora attinorum
Lineage: Eukaryota; Fungi; Ascomycota; Eurotiomycetes; Chaetothyriales; Cyphellophoraceae
Exons: 1
Coding region: 1-1134 (377 amino acids)
Source: RefSeq, a predicted model, not a curated record
AUGGAGCCUACCAUCUCAGAGAAGACCCUUGCUGGCACAUCAGUGAUCAGCCUAGCCAUAAAAUCCAGCCCACUCUCACAGACGCUCCAUUCCAUCGCCAUUGUCGCCGUAUCGGUCAUUACCGCCUUCACGGCCGUAGCUUUGACCUCGCCGAACUUCCAAGACCUUGUCCACAACAGCAUCAUCACCUCCAGCCCAGGCACCCUCUCCCUGCCAACCAUCCAAGCCCUCCUAGCAGAUAUCUCGAUAGCGAGCUUCCUAGCUGUGAUCCUCACCUGCAUGCUCAAACCACGUCUGACGGCCGAGCACCACUCCUUCCCGUACGCAUCUCGUCCCUACCAAAACUUCGGCGCCACCGCCUUCGAUUUCCAACUCCUAGUCUUCAGCAUCUUCCACCAAAGACUCGCCUCACAGAUCGUCCACUCCAUCGUCAUCACCGUACACACCUUCGCCUGGCUCGUAGUCAUCCAAGGCACGUUCGGCACGCUGGGCACAGCCCUGAUCGUCUUCGCUUGCUGUGCUCAAGGCAUUUCCUUCGGCGAUGAUGUCUUCGCAGCUAUCAACAUGGCACUGCACAUCACCCUCGGUGUCGGUGCAUACACGCUGUACCACCCCCAAAUCGGGCCUUACGACCCACUCAUCAUCCUCAUUAUUGCCAAAGCCGUUAUCUUCUGGGGCGGGAUGGCACUGACCACCAACCACGCCUUCGAACCACUCCCGCCAGCCUACGAUGCCGCCACAGGAGAGAUCGAACCACAAUUUGGCGAAGUGGCCUGGACGCUUCUUCUCAAGAACCCACUCAAAGCGUUCGCGCUCAUGGGUCUGGGACUCGCGAGUGAGAUCGAAGCGGGCUCGCCGGGGCGGUUCGUGUCGACGAUCUUGUACAAGAUGAUGUAUCAUAUGGGGUAUCGGUCGAAGACGCUGCUUGAUAAUGCCGAAGCUAAGAGGUGGUCGAGGGAAGUCAUAGAGAGAGGUUGGAGUGCACAUUCGAUGACUGCCCAGUGGUAUGGUUGGGCUGCGCAUGGGAGCCAAGCGGGAAUUGUUGAGAAAGGGGAAUCGUUGCUGGAGCAAGAGGGCGAGGUUCGAAGGGGUGUGCGGCAGUCUUUUGCUGGUGUUUGGGAUCGCGAUUGUUAG